UUUUUCAAUUGAUUUUAUUAUAUUCUUGAUAGUUUUUAUAAGGCGCCGUUAGAGACCGCCACAAGAUUUCGAUGUUUCUAGCAAUUUAGAUUUAACGGUUUACACACUGCGCGUACACUAAUUUCUAACCUAAUAUCAAUGUCAUUUGUGUUAUUCUAUGUUCAUGUAGUAUAAUAUUUAUAUAGUAUACUUUCGAAUGCUUUCUAAAUCAUUUAUGAAUUAUUAGUAAGAUCAAAUAAAAAAAUGAAGUUACGUGAUUUUAUCUACGUUAAAAGAUAACGUAUAAAUAUAUAACAGCUUUACUAUAAUGAUAUAACUUUCAAAUAAUGUCUUUUGAAAUUAAUAGAAGAUUCGAAAAAUAUCAACAAUAGCAUAAGCAAUGUUUUCUAAUACCUGUAUAUAAUGUUUGUAUAUAAUAAUUAUUGACUUGUUCAAAAUAUUUUAUGACAUAACAAAAAAUAAUUCAUUAAAGAACUAGUUAAAAUAUAAAGUGAAUGAUUUCUAAUAGUCACUAUGUGUGGAGACGCCCACAUCAAAGAGCAAUGGCAACUUUUACAAAGUCUUCGAUCUAUUGUAGAAGGUUUAUUAGUUGAUGGUGUUUUAAACGUAUGGAAUGUUUAUGGUGGUUUAAAUCGUCUUCACAAUGUAAUGGAACGGAUAUUCAAACAUGGCUGUCGAAUAUUUAAUCGAAAUGGAGAACCAGAUUGUUGGAUUUUUAUUCAAGGAUUAAAUUGGCUGCAGCCUUCUGUUGCAUUGUCACCUGUUGUUUCUGAUACAGAAGAUUAUCUCUCAAAUUUACCAACUCGAAUCACAGCACAUAAAGAUAUGUUAUGGUUGUAUAAAAGUUUGGAAAAUCAUUCUUUGUCACACAAACUUUCAUGGCUUUUGUCUGAUAAGGAACAUUUAUUUUCUUGUUUUGAACCAUGGGCAUUUUUAUGUCAAGAAAAUUUAGCUGAAGCUACAUUAUUAUGUCUAAGAGCAGUUGAAAGAAAUCAACCUACAUUACUUACAGAAAUUGAUCCAUCUUUGUUUUUACCUUCUUGGAUUGCUCCUAAAAUAAAUCAAAAAAAACAUCGUAGAUCUUCUUCAUAUCCAAUCAAUUUUUCAACUAUAAAUUUUAAUGCAAGAGAUAAAACUGUACAUGUUGAAAAAUGUCAAUUAGAAUCAUUAAAGAUAGCUUCAGAUAAUAAUAUGCAACAUGAUGUUAGAUCUGAUGAAAAAAUUCAAGAUAAAAUAUCAGAUCCUAAAGAAAUUAAUGAUAUACCUUUAAAAAGUUGGAGUAGUCUCUCAGCAUUAACUAAAAAUUGUAUAACUCUAGAAAAAAAUGUUUCUAUAUCUUCAUCAUAUAUGGCAAAUAAUAGUUCACAUAAAAAUCAUGAUUCUCAAACAUCUUCUGUUGAAUUAUCAAAAAUAAUUAAUGUAAAUUAUGCUGAAUUAAAACAUUCAACAUCAACAGUUAUAGAUAAUAAAUUACUUAUAAAACCAAGGACUCCCAUAAGGAAAAUGAAAAAUAAAACUAAAAUGAAAGAAACUCAAUAUAUAAAAAAAUCUAAUGAAGAUUCUGAUGCAUUAAAUAAUGAAGAUGUAUCAAUAAAUACAGUAAAGGAAUAUAGAAUUCCAUCUCUUAUACCAAAUGAAACGAGUUCAAAUAUAUAUAAUACAAAUUCUCCUGAAAUAGAAAUAUCACAAAAACCAAGAAGAAAAACUUCCUUUUUACCAGGAUCAGCACCUGAAUUCAUUAAUCCGUGGAAUUUAGAAAUUGAAGGACAAAAAGAUAUAAGAACACCAAAGAAAACUUUCAUGGAAGAUGGUGGAAGCAGUGUUCAACCUAUGGCAAUAGGAUAUUUUCCAUGUCCAAUAGAAGGUCAAAGUUUAACAAAUUUCUUAGCAUCUGCACAAUUUUCCAGAGCAAAUGCUGAAUUGGAUAGAGAAAACGCACAUUUCAGUAUUUCUGAGGCCAUGAUAGCUGCCAUUGAACAAGUAAAAUGUAAUAGACAAUGGCGUCUUAUGGAAGAAGCAAUUGAAGAAAGUGACGAAGAAAUAAAUAGCUUAAAACAAAGAAUACGAUUAAGACGCCGUCAGCGACAAGAAGAGCGAUGUAAAAGAAGGACGUGGAACCGUGAGUUAUUGAGCGAUGGCAAAACUGAUACAACUACUACUGAUCAAAGUGUUAGUCCAUUAUCAACCUCAUCUGAUACUCCAUCAGAAAAUAUAUCCACUGAUGACAUAGAGGAUUUAGAAGUAGAUGACGAGCGAAAUGCAAUAAAACUUAAGAAUGCUGGGAUUUCCAUAUCUAUGGCAUCCUUAUAUUCUGAUGCAGAUUUAUAUCAAUCAUCCCCUGCUCAUGAAACGGAAUCAACAUUAACAGAAAGUAGCAUGUCUGCAGAAGGAGUAGCUUUAUCACUUCUUAGCAAAUUUAGUGAAAAACAAUUACCGAGAGCAAGCGAAUUACAAUGGUUGGUUUCUGAAAUAGAUGUACCACAAAGAUUAUUACCGUUACCAAAAAGUUGGCCAAUUAAUCCAGAUGAUGCAGAAAAUUCACAAUCAAUUCCUUUGCGCGGAACUACAGAUUGGGCUCCACCAAGGCCUCAAAUUAUUUUUACAUCACAUCCUCCACCAGUACGACGCACUCUUAUAGCUAAACAGAAUUAUAAAUGUGCAGGAUGUGGAAUGAAAGUUGCGAUAAAAUAUGCAAAUAAAUUUCGUUAUUGUGAGUAUUUAGGUAGAUAUUUCUGUACUGGAUGUCAUACCAAUCAAGUAGCAUUAAUACCAGGAAAGAUUUUAUCUAAAUGGGAUUUUAAUAGAUAUCCUGUAUCAAAUUUUUCAUAUAGAUUAUUGGAUCAAAUGACAUCAGAUCCAUUAUUUCAAAUAAAUGACUUAAAUCCAUUGUUAUAUAGACGCAUAAAACAAUUAGCCAAGACAAGACUAUUACGUUCACAAUUAUUUUUCUUUAAAGAUUUUCUAUUUACCUGUCGAUUUGCAACAAGUGUUCAAGAUAUAUUAAAAAAAGAACCAAAUUAUAUAAUAAGUGAACCUCAUAUAUAUUCUAUUCAAGAUUUGAUGCAUGUUAAGUAUGGUAUUUUACCAAUGAGACUACAAGAAUUAGUUCAAAUGUGUAAUAUGCAUAUUAUGGGCUGUGAGUUAUGCCAAGCUAGGGGAUUUGUAUGCGAAUUAUGUUAUUCCAAAGAUGUCAUAUUUCCAUGGGAAUUCUCAAAAGUUAAUAGAUGUGAAAUGUGCGGUGCAUGUUUUCAUAACGAAUGUAAGCAAAAUUUUAAUAAGAUAGAUUGUCCGCGCUGUAUUCGUUUACGUGCUAGACGAAUAUCUAGAGAACAAUUUUGACAUAUAGCAAAAUUGUUUUGCGUCAUAUCUUUACCUAUGAGUAUCGAAUGUAUAAUUUAAAAUUUAUUUAAAUCAGAUAUAAAAAGUUUAUAAAAAAUCAGAUAUUCCCAAAUUUGGUUUUUAUUUAUCAUAUUUAAUAUAUAAUUAAAUUGUUAAAUGAUAAGUAAAUUUGAAUUACAAAAUUAUCAAAUUAUUUAUCAAGCAUUAUGUUAUUAAUUAUAUAUAAAAUAUAGAAAAAAUAUUGCUUGAAAUUUGGAAGUAUAGUAUUUUAUACAAAAAUUUAUUUAAUAUACGGCAAAUAUAGUAAAGACUGAAGAAAAAAUGUGAUAUUUAAAAUAAUUGUAAUUUUAUUUUUAAAUUUAUCUAUUAUUUUACGUAUUUCAUAUAUUAUUUAUCCAUCAAUUAUUACGUAUUUUGUUAUCGGAAAAAUAGAGAUAAUUUAUGACUUAUUUAUAAAAUUUUUAAUUUAAAUAAUAUAAAUUAUUUCAUUGUUAAAAAAUAAUGUAAAUAUGUACUGUUAUUUGAAAUAUUUAUAUUUUGCUUUUAUUUUUUAAUUAUGAAUCUUAAUUAUUUAAACUUUUAAGAUAAUUUAAUAAAAUUAAAAAUAAUUUAAAUAAUUUAUUGCAUGUUACAAAUAAUAAUUGUAAAAUGGCAAUAAUAUUUUAAGUAUAAUGAUUUAUAAAAAUGUUACCUUUGUACUGGAAAAAUAUAAUAGUCAUAAAUGCUGUACCUGGUUCCCGUCAUGAUUGAAAGUAUGCAUUGUUUAUUUAUAAAUGUUAAUACAGUCGAAGUUUAUAAUAAAAUAUCAAAAUUUGAUAUUGUUUUAUUUUCUAAAAAUAUUUUUGAUAUGUCUUUUUCGGAUAUUACAUUUUAUAUUGGGUACUAUAGCAAUAUAAUAAAAAAGAAUAUACAAGAAAUUAAAAAUCUUUUUUGAUUUUAUUAAAUUACAUUUUGUUUACAAUGGUUCACAUACACACAUCUUACAAAAUAAUAGAUAAUAAUACAUUUAUUGCUGGUACAAAAAUAUAAUGAUAUUAUGUACACCACCUAAUUUCAAUAAGUCCUAGAACCGUACAAUAUUUCUAUAUGAUAAAUUUUUAUUGUAAAGGAAUCACUUUAAAUUUGACCUAAUAAUUGUUAAAAAUAUGUACACAUCGAUAAUUGUGAUCUAUAUGUACAAUUACUCUCUUGACAUAACAUAUUUUUCUAAGAAAAGUUCUAGAUAAUAAUCCUUUUCUAAUUGCUAGGUAAUGUAACUUGUAUAAAUAUUGUUUAUGAGAAAAUUUUGACGAGUUUGAUUAUACCAAAUAUUUGAAUAUAUUUAUAUCACAGGUGGUAUUUUGUAUAUAUAUAUAUAUAUGUAUAUUUAUGUAUAUAUAUAUAUAUAUAUAAAAAAAAUGCCAUUUAUUAAUAGGCACAAGUAGUUACUAUGACACGAGUAAAGUUCAAAAAAAUAGAUCACUUCAUUAUACUUGUAUUGUAUGCAACUAAUUAAGAUAAUGAAUAAAUAUGAUGUCAUAUAUAAUGACAUAUAAUGAAAAAUUAAUUCUUCUAUAAAUUACAUAUAUAUAUUUAUAUAUUUAAACUUAUUAAUUUCAUGCAAUUUGUUGAUAAAAUAUUUAAAUUUGUUUAAUUUUUAUAAGAAAGAAAUAAUCUUUUUUUAAUAUUAUUAAUUUUAUACUGUGUAAUGAGCAAAAACGUAUUAUAUUCAUCGGUAUGUAACUAUCCUUAGGAGCAUACAAUUUAUCAGUCUAUAAAAUGCAAUAACAAUGCAUAACAAUACGCCACAACCUAUACGACUCAUUAAAAUAUGAGCGCCGCAUAAUUCAUUAAUUUCAUUUAUUGAUAUUUGUAUGUACGUAUUCAUUGAAUCAAAGGCAUCAUAUAAUAGCAUUAUAUAUAAGUAAAAAAUUAUAAGUAAAAGAUUCAUUUUUAAUCUUUACAUGCAUAAAACUAUUUUGACGAUAUUAAUUUUUUUUAUGAGAAUUUUUAUAGAAUAUAAAAAUGUGACGCUAAAAUAAAUUUUCAACAAAAAAAAAAAAAAA
This is a messenger RNA of Apis cerana (Asiatic honeybee), 5384 nucleotides long. It is a transcript of the gene Rubicon, whose product is annotated as run domain Beclin-1-interacting and cysteine-rich domain-containing protein rubicon. The record is from RefSeq and is a predicted model, not a curated record. Gene Ontology annotation, cellular component: intracellular membrane-bounded organelle. Gene Ontology annotation, molecular function: phosphatidylinositol phosphate binding. NCBI's taxonomy places the organism in Eukaryota, Metazoa, Arthropoda, Insecta, Hymenoptera, Apidae.